This is a messenger RNA of Penicillium salamii, 1467 nucleotides long. The record is from the annotation of a GenBank genome assembly. NCBI's taxonomy places the organism in Eukaryota, Fungi, Ascomycota, Eurotiomycetes, Eurotiales, Aspergillaceae.
AUGGAGGAGGCUGCUAUUGGGGUUGGGCGCAGGCGAGCUGGCGACAUUGUGGGGGAGGCCAGUUGGGCAAGUAGCGUCAUCAACUUGGUGAAUACUAUUGUUGGUGCCGGUGUGCUUGCAAUGCCCCUAGCCAUCUCACGCAUGGGAAUCGUUCUCGGCGUCUGUGUUGUUAUAUGGUCUGGGAUGACCGCAGGAUUCGGCCUCUAUCUACAAUCACUAUGCGCUCAGUACCUUGACCGAGGCAGCGCUUCUUUCUUUGCCUUGUCACAAUUGACAUAUCCCAACGCCGCUGUGGUCUUCGACGGCGCGAUCGCAAUUAAAUGUUUCGGAGUUGGCGUGAGCUAUCUCAUCAUCAUUGGAGAUCUCAUGCCGGGGGUAGUCCAGGGCUUUGUUGGCAGCGAGCCAGGCUAUGACUUCCUGGUAGAUCGUCACUUCUGGGUCACGGCUUUUAUGUUGAUUGUGAUUCCUCUUUCCUACCUACGCCGAUUGGACUCCUUAAAGUACACUAGCAUCGCGGCCUUGGUGUCUAUGGCCUAUUUGGUCGUUUUGGUUGUGUACCAUUUCGUCCUGGGAGAUACAAUGGAAGAUCGGGGCCCUAUCCGCGUGGGCCAUUGGGCUGGCCCAAUUCCGACUCUCAGCAGCCUGCCUGUAAUUGUCUUUGCAUUCACUUGCCAUCAAAAUAUGUUCUCCAUACUCAACGAAAUUGCCAACAACAGCCAUUUCCGCACCACUGCAGUGGUUUUGGCAAGCACAGGAAGUGCGGCGGCGACUUAUAUCCUCGUCGCUGUCACUGGAUAUCUGUCCUUUGGCAACAAAGUCGGCGGCAAUAUUGUUGGCAUGUAUCCGCCUGGCUUGUAUGCAACAAUUGGGCGCGCCGCAAUUGUCAUGCUUGUAGUCUUCUCCUACCCGCUCCAGUGCCACCCUUGUCGUGCAUCAGUCGACGCUGUCCUAAAAUGGCGUCCUCAACCUCAACCUCGUGGCACAGAGGGCUCCCCUCACCGUCACCCGCUUCUGGGGCCACGGGGCAAUCGCACACCAGAACCGAUGAGCGACCUUCGCUUUUCCAUCAUUACAACCACUAUCCUUAUUCUCAGCUACCUCGUUGCCAUGACCGUGUCAUCCCUUGAAGCCGUUCUAGCCUACGUCGGUAGCACUGGCAGCACAAGCAUCAGCUUCAUCCUUCCCGGCCUGUUUUACUACAAAAUCUCCUCUCCGGACUCACCCACACACCGAGGUCUGUUGAAAGAGGAUGAUGAGCUAGACGACGAUCUGUCUGACGAAGAUAACGGAGACGAUGGUGAGGGCUCUCUUGCCCGUUCUUUGACCGAGAGUGGCCUCCUGCCCCGUGGAUCCCGCCACUGGCGCAAGGCAAUUCUCCGCCGCCUUAGUCUGGCAUUAGCUGCAUAUGGCUUCCUUGUCAUGAUAGUGUGUCUGAUCACGAACACGUUCUUCAAAGCUUCACAUUAA